GUUCUUCAGCACCGAGCUCCAAACGAUCACCUGGCGGAAGUCUGCCCCAUUUCUGUUCCAUUUGGAGCUGCCGCUCACCCUCCGCUGCUGCAGGACACUCCUGGCAUCACUCCAGGAUCACCCCCAGCUCUGCCACAGCACUCUGGGGAUGCCAGGAGGCUCUGCCUGCAACACCGUUACCAAUUUUCUGGAGACCUCCGCAGAACACCCACCGAAGUAAACCUUCCUGCACAGAGCCCCGCUGUUGAUCUCGGCAACAAAAGCGAGCAGCAGGCGCAGCAAAGGGUUAACGCCGGCUGCUCGUGUUUCUGCCUUCCCUCUUUCAGGCUCGGUUCCUGCCAGGAGGAAGCAGUUCAAGUUGAAGGCUGGUGGUGCGCGUGGCGGCAGCGGGCGCAUGUCUGCGCUCCCCAGCAGCCGGAGCAGGGAGGGUCUGGCAGGCAGCGAGCGGCCCCCCCGGGAUGGCACAGGGCUCCGAGUGCCGGAACUCCCUCCUCUAUUACUACAGCGUCAAGUUUGCUCUGUCCACCUAUGCCACUCUCUUCUCGAUGUCCAUUUGCUUGGGAAACAUACCAGAUCUUCCUUGAAGGGAUGGAUCUCCCUCCUUCGUGGCUGACAAGAGUUGCCCCCAUAGCGUGAAGAUCAUCGGCCUCGUGAUCCUGUGCAUUGGGAUUUAUGCUGAAGUGGAGAGGCAGAAGCACAAAACCCUGGAAGGGAUGUUCCUUGCUCCAGCCAUCAUCCUGCUUCUGCUGGGCUUCACCAUGUUCAGCGUCUCCUUCGUCGGCAUGGUGGGGAGCCUCAGGGACAACCGGACACUUCUGAAGAUAUUCUUUUGGGUCCUUCUGGUGAUCUUCAUCACGGAGCUGCUGCUGAUAUUCAUUGAAAUCAUCUUUGAAAACAAGAUGAAUGCAGUUUUGCACUCUAACAUUCAAGAGGGCAUUCGGCACUAUUACGACGACCUCGACUUCAAGAACAUCUUGGAUUUUGUCCAGGAAAAGUUUUCUUGCUGUGGUGGUGAUGAAUACCGAGACUGGGAGGUUAAUCUGUACCACUCCUGCAAUGGCAGCGGACCGCUUGCGUGCGGCGUGCCCUACACGUGCUGCAUCAGGAAGGUCCCUGGGGAAGUCAUUAACACCCUGUGUGGAUACAGGACACUCGAUAAAGAGCGCCUGGAGCUGCUCGACGUCAUCCACGUGCGAGGCUGCAUCCACGCCGUGGGGCUGUGGCUGAAAGAUAACUUUGAGUCCACUUUGAGCAUUGUUUGCUCGCUGCUGCUUCCCCAGGUGGUCGGCCUGGUGAUGGCGUGGCUGUACUGGCAGAAGCUCAAUGAGAUUUACUCCCAGCUGGACACCGUGGACUUCAGGAUGCUGGAGGUGCGCGAUUUCAGCUUCGGGGCAUUGGAUCUGAGCGGCGCAGGCUGGUGCUGGUGCUUGCCCAAGGAAGGAGGAUACAUCCCCGUCAAUGCCAUGGAGGAAGAUGAGGAGGAAGGCGUGUGUGCCACAGCCAAGAGUGAGGAGCCGGAGGGCUGAAAGCAGUAAUGGCAGAGGAAGCUUCGAGCAAAACUCUCAGUGAGACAGCUGAUGCUGGAUGUGAAAGCAUUGCAGUCUGUUUUCUCAGGUUCAGGAGAUACCUUUGGGGAAAACUGCAAGGUAGCAUUGGGAGGCUGUAACAGUGCAAUACACUGUGUGGGUACGUGAGCUCCUGAGGGCCCUUUUACUGCAUUGCUGACUUGAAAUAUUUGUACAUCUGGGUUUUUUUUUUUUAGUUUUUACACAAUAAAUGUGACUGCUGUUCUGUUUUGCAAA
Messenger RNA from Gallus gallus (chicken), 1802 nucleotides. It is a transcript of the gene TSPAN15L, whose product is annotated as tetraspanin 15 like. NCBI's taxonomy places the organism in Eukaryota, Metazoa, Chordata, Aves, Galliformes, Phasianidae. The record is from RefSeq and is a predicted model, not a curated record. The transcript is spliced from 9 exons. Gene Ontology annotation, cellular component: membrane. The coding region runs from base 714 to 1526 and encodes 270 amino acids.